AUGGCGCAGCCAACUACUGCAGAGCUAAACAGCGCGUCGACGCCUGUGAGCGACGGGAAUCGUCAUGUCGCCCUUUCUGGCAAGCGGAAACGUGAUAGCAAAGAAGAAAGCCUGGAGGAAGUGACGGGGAGCGAAGAGGCAAAGCAGACAGCACCCCGCCGAUGGGCUGCUGGGGAUCAGCGGGAUCUCAUCAGGAAUUAUUUCUCCGUUUUGCAGAGCAUUGACGUCGAGCCUCCGAUUCUGAAUCGGCCCGUAGAAAGCUCCCAGCCUGAAGAUGAACCUGAAACGAAGCGACAAAAAUCAUCAGAAUUGGCGUCUCGGAAGUCGGUAUCGGACAAAGUUGCCACCAAUGAAUACACGCACCUGCAGCAAAUCUUCACGGAUGCUACAUAUGCUGCUGAUGCUGCGCUGUCCGAGGCCAUGUCUAGGGACCCGGACGGCUCGGGCAGCAUGGCGAAUGCAAAGGCUGCUGCUCGCAUCACCGAGUUCAGGGAACAGGCCAUCGCUCUCUUCGAACGCGAGAAGGCAUACCCAGGGACUCCUGCUGCCCAAGUGCUGGACGGUGGCGGCGAAGCCAGCGCAGCCUCGAGCAAAAGCCAGGCAAUCCUGUCCGUUGUCGGCUACGCUCCGCAGGAGAAACGAUUGUUUUCCAGCCUUCCCCUGUCGCAGAACAUGGAACUGCCAGAUCUGACUCUUCCACAAGGUGUCACGUUCUCUCGAGUGGUUCCGAGCAACGCGCAAGAGCGGACGCAGACGCUUGGCGAGCUGUUCAGCGCUCCACGGCCGCUGCCUCCACUGCAACCGCCAAAACAACCCAAGACUCAAGCCAAGGGCAACACGCUGGACUUUUACCACCCCGAGUUGGCCGACGCAGCCAGGUAUCGCGGAAACUGCUAUUUCAACACCAAGCUUACGGUUGGACACUACCUCGACUACAGCAACGCGACACCUCCGCAUCAGACGAAAACGAAGCAGCGCGAGAGAGCCCAGAGCCUCGCCGGGAAGAAGCCAUCCACCUCCGAGCUGGAGGUUUCGGAAAUGGAGUCCCUGUUCCGCGGAGCCUUCUCUAGCUUUGCCCCUUGCAAGGAUGAUUCAGCGGCCCUCAUCUCUUCGGGUACUGCUGGUCGAAUGUGGUGGCAAAGGAGCGGCUCCCGAACCUUUCAAAAGAUGAUUGAGGUGGAGUAUUACAGAGACGUUCCCGACGUGCACGCCUUCAACCGCAAAACCAACGCCGAGGAACUGGACGAAGCUGGAGUUCAGGAAGCCAUUGACAACUGGGACGACACUGCCGUCGACCCUUCCCUGGAGGACGUCAUGGGCUCCAAGCGAGACGACGGUGAAAAGGAGGUCGACGGCAUUCUAGAAGAAGUCAGCGACAUGAUUGAAACAUUGGCGUCGUACCAGCGAAUACGCAACCUGACGCUACCAAACUCUCAGAACCGCCAGUCGAGCGACCCCGUUACUGGAGACAUGCUCGCCAAUUCUGGCCCGCAGCCUUCCGAGGAAGAGCAAGCCACAUACGAGAUGCUCAAGUCGCAACUAGCCCUGAUCAUCAAGACAUUGCCACCAUAUGCAGUUGCUAAACUGAACGGAGAUCAACUAGACGACCUGCUAAUCAGCACCAAGAUUCAGGUCCGGACCGACGAGUACCGUGGUGUCAUGGAGGAAGAUGACGCUGGUGUACAGGCUCGCAUGAUGGCUCAUCAUCAUCAUCAGCAGCAGCAGCAACAGCAACAGCAACAGCAACAGCAACAGCAACAGCUUACGGCCGCGCAAGCCGCACAGAGCAACGUCGCCCGCCCACUUUCGCAACAGCGCUCCGCCAGCAUGUCCACUCCCUAUGCAAACCAGUUCCCGCAACAAGCCGCAAAUCAGUACGCCACGCCAUCGAGAACUCCGUCUCAUCCCCAGCAGUAUUUCCGACCGAUGGCGAAUCCCAACUUCCAGACACCCCGAAGCGUAGGCAGCCCGGCUCAGCAAGCCAGACCGCCGCAGCCGAACCAGUACACUCGACCAAAUGGAUAUCCCAACCAGUACGCCGCGCAGCUGGCCAAGUCCCAAACGCCAUAUGGGCAUCAAAACAUGCCCCAGUUCGCAAAUCAGCAGCGACCCCAAUAUGGGCAACUACAGCAGCCCGGCGCACCCAACGCUACACGAUUCAACUAUCACCAAGCUUACCAGCAACAACCCGGAACACCUGCUACUCCCGGCCAGCCAAACUAUCCCGCCUACGCAAACGGCGGCGGCGGCGGCGGUGGUAUUCCCCCUAGGAAUAUGUCACCCCAGCUUCCCUCUCGAAAUGCGGCGUACAAUCACACGCCGAACAUGCCGCAACAGGCUCAGCGAUAUGGAACACCGGGCCAGGGCACGGCGCAGAUGAACAGACAGCUAAACAGCCCUGCGCAGUACAGUCAGUCACCCGGCUUAACCGGAUAUCAUACCGUCAUUCCCGAGGCGCAACAACAGCGGAUUCUGGACCAGGCCAAGGCCCGAGUGGCUGCGCAGGAACGGCCAAGCAUGCUCGGCGACAAGCUGUCUCAGCCUGGCUUCGCCGGCAUUGGUAUGGGUUACGGGGCCAACACGGACGCGAACAGGAUCGCAGCAGCUCGCGCCAACCUCGUGAACCAGCCGAAGCCGCAAACCCCAAUUCAGCGACAAGGCGUGAAUGGAACUCCUACUCAAGCGUCCCAGUAUGUACCGCCCUCAAAGGUGACUCCUGUUCCGGUGCCACCUAUUCCCGGUGCUGGAUCAUCGCAGCAGCAGCAGCAGACCACCCAAGCGCAACAACCCACUGUACCGAAACCAGAAUCAUGA
This is a messenger RNA of Ustilaginoidea virens, 2814 nucleotides long. RefSeq lists its product as uncharacterized. The transcript is spliced from 2 exons. Lineage: Eukaryota; Fungi; Ascomycota; Sordariomycetes; Hypocreales; Clavicipitaceae. Gene Ontology annotation, molecular function: transcription cis-regulatory region binding. Gene Ontology annotation, cellular component: nucleus. The record is from RefSeq and is a predicted model, not a curated record. The coding region runs from base 1 to 2814 and encodes 937 amino acids. Gene Ontology annotation, biological process: regulation of transcription by RNA polymerase II.